GGAGGCAGCCAAUCAGAUCUCGAGCCGUCUUCUCCGUUGGCUUUGCCGUCAGGCGUCACUAAUCAUUCGCCGAGCGAUCGAUGGGGCCUGCGACCCAGGGUGACUCUCGGCCACGUGGGGAGGGCAUUGCUAGAGGCGGAGAGUUGGGAGCCCGGCGCUUGGAUCGCCGGUUCAGGCCGUAGCUAUGGCGCAGCUUCAGGCUCGCUUCUUUACUGAGGAUACGAGAUACACGAUAGAUGAUGUUCCUUUUUCCGUCCCAGCCGUUUCUGAAACAGCUGACCUCAGUGACGUUAUUAACAAACUACUGGAAGCUAAAAAUGGGAGCCACAAAUAUGUGGAAUUUGACUUCCUUGUCAAAGGUCAGUUCUUGCGAACGGCCUUGGUCAAACACAUGGAAACAGAAAAUAUCUCUACGGAAGAAGUAGUGGAAAUAGAGUAUGUAGAGAAGUAUAUGGCUCCUCAGCCAGAACAGUGUAUGUUUCAUGACGACUGGAUCAGUUCAAUUGCAGCUACAGAAGAAUGGAUUUUAACAGGCUCUUAUGAUCAGACUUCCCGAAUCUGGACAGUAGAAGGCAAACCCAUAACAACUCUUGCUGGGCACGUCGAUGUGGUAAAAGAUGUGGCCUGGGUGAAGAAAGAUAGCUUGUCAUGUCUGCUGCUGAGCGCUUCUUUGGAUCAGACGGUUCUGCUCUGGGAGUGGAAUGUGGAAAAGAACACCGUGAAAGUGCUUCACCGUUGCCGGGGGCAUGCAGGAAGCGUGGAAUCCCUGGCGGUCGAUGGCUCAAGAACAAAAUUUUGCAGUGGAUCCUGGGAUACAAUGUUAAAGAUCUGGUCUGCAGUGCCUACAGAUGAAGAAGAUGAAAUGGAAACGGAGGACGUAGCUGACAGGCCGAGGAAAAAGCAGAAAAUUGAACACUUGGGACUAACAAGAACUCCUCUUACCACGCUGUCAGGUCAUACAGGUGCAGUCUCCUCUUUACUCUGGUCAGAUACAGAUGAAAUAUGCAGCGCUUCUUGGGACCACACCAUCAAGAUGUGGGAUGUUGAAACAGGUGGCCACAAGUCAACAUUGACCGGAAGCAAAGUGUUCAACUCCAUUUCCUACUCACCGCUGUGUCGGCGUCUAGCCUCUGGAAGCACAGACAGACACAUCAGGUUAUGGGAUCCUCGCACCAAAGAUGGUUCCCUAGUGCUGCUUUCACUCACCUCGCAUACUGGCUGGGUGACAUCAGUCAAGUGGUCACCCACCCAUGAACAACAGCUGAUCUCUGGUUCUCUAGACAAUCUAGUUAAAAUUUGGGACACAAGGAGCUACAAGGCUCCCCUGUAUGACCUGGCUGCUCACGAAGACAAGGUGUUGUGUGUGGAGUGGACGGAAGCCGGGUUGUUGCUGAGCGGCGGAGCUGACAACAAGCUGUAUUCGUACAGAUGUCGAACAAACACGUCAGAUGUUGGAGCAUGAAAAAAAAAUCUCUGGUUUUCCCACCAGAUGUUUGUUUUAUAGUUUCUGCUGCUUCUUUUGGUUGCCUGUUUUGAAAUAUCUGUAGAAAAUGUGGUUAGGACUUGUUUAUAACUUAUGCUUUGUGUCUUUGGUUGGCUUGUUGGGGGGAAGCAGUUGACAAUGGCAUGCUUUUGUAUUUAAAGCUAUUCUAAUAAAACAACAUGCCUAACUAUUGCCUGGGCUAAAUGUA
Heteronotia binoei (common prickly gecko) is the source of this 1691-nucleotide messenger RNA. RefSeq names its product WD repeat domain 12 (gene WDR12). The transcript has 13 exons. Gene Ontology annotation, cellular component: PeBoW complex; preribosome, large subunit precursor. The record is from RefSeq and is a predicted model, not a curated record. Lineage: Eukaryota; Metazoa; Chordata; Lepidosauria; Squamata; Gekkonidae. Gene Ontology annotation, biological process: maturation of LSU-rRNA from tricistronic rRNA transcript (SSU-rRNA, 5.8S rRNA, LSU-rRNA); ribosome biogenesis; maturation of 5.8S rRNA from tricistronic rRNA transcript (SSU-rRNA, 5.8S rRNA, LSU-rRNA). The coding region runs from base 185 to 1462 and encodes 425 amino acids. Gene Ontology annotation, molecular function: protein binding.